AUGGAAAAUAAAAUAAUUUGAAAAACAAGCUGUAAAAAAGAUUCCAUUAAACAUUAUCUUACAAUAACGAACGACUCGGAUAAGAAGCAGUUGCACAAUGAAGAACCUCACUUUACUUGCAGCUUCAACUUCAACGCAACAAUUCCUCUUUCAAAUUCAUAACUCUUUCUUUGCCGUUGGAUUCACCACCCGAACCACCUUCCUUCCUAACCGAACCACCGAAUUAACGCCGCAUAUUUGUUGCCGAACCAAACAAUGUCGCUCCAAAGCAUUUUCAACCAAACAAGAGCUUCUUGCAGCACUUCAGAAACAAGAAGAAGAAGAAGAAGAAGAAGAAGAAGAAGAAGAACAAGAAGCUUAUUCGGACGAUGACACAUCCUUCUUAUCCCUCAGCAUGAAGCCGGACCGGAGUUUGGGCUUGCUUGAUGAUUAUGAGACAGAGGAACUCGAUUUUGAUCCUAACCACCGAAGUGGAUAUGUGGCUUUACUUGGCAUGCCAAAUGUUGGGAAAAGUACACUGGCAAACCAAAUGGUUGGCCAGAGGUUGUCAAUAGUUACAGAUAAACCUCAAACGACAAGGCAUCGAGUUCUUUGUAUAUGUUCUGGCUCCGAUUAUCAGAUGAUACUUUAUGAUACUCCCGGUGUUCUACAAGAGCAAAGGCACAAGUUGGACUCGAUGAUGAUGCAAAAUGUUCGCAGUGCUGCAGUUAACGCUGACUGUGUAUUGAUUCUCGUAGAUGCAUGUAAAGCGCCUGAAAAAAUUGAUGAAGUGUUAGAAGGCAUGGGAGACCACAAAGAUAAAGUCCCCACCCUAUUGAUUAUGAACAAGAAGGAUCUUAUCAAACCUGGUGAAGUUGCAAAGAAACUCGAGUGGUAUACAAAAUUUACUGAUGUUGACGAGGUUAUACCAGUUAGUGCCAAGUAUGGUCAUGGGGUUGAAGAUGUCAAGAACUGGAUACUAUCGAAGCUUCCUAAUGGACCAGCUUAUUUUCCAAAGGACAUUAUCAGUGAGCAUCCAGAAAGAUUUUUUGUAGGUGAAAUUAUUAGAGAAAAGAUUUUUUUGCAGUAUCGAAAGGAAAUCCCCUAUGUGUGUCAGGUGAAUGUUUUAAGCUAUAAGGCUCGACCAAAUGCAAAAGAUUUUAUACAGGUGCAGAUUUUGGUUGAGAAAAACUCGCAGAAAAUCGUCGUUAUUGGAAAAAACGGAAAUGCUUUGAAAAUGCUUGCAACAGCUGCACGCCUUGAUAUUGAAGAUUUUCUACAGAAGAAAGUUUUUCUCGAGAUUCAAGUAAAGGUUAAAGAAAAUUGGCGACAAGACGAAGGGUUUCUUAAGCACAGUGGUUAUGGAGGUCAAAUAGGUGUUUAUUGACGUGCACAUGUAAGAAAAAUUCGCCAGACAUGUAUCAUAUUAUGUUUGCCCAAUGAUCAAUUUUGCAAAGCAAGUCUUGUUAAUGGUCUACAACGAGAGUGAAGGUCGAAUUCAAACGCUUAUAUCUGUCUCGAGUAUAGUGAGUUCGAUAUCACAUUUUGAUUCAAAAUGUUCAAAUGAGUUUAUAAAUCUUUUCACGUAUAAUAGUGGUUAUGGAUUCUUUUGAUAGCUAGACAUUUGUAAAAAUUCUAAUUUGAAUUAAUCAAAUAAAAAUGUUUUAGCCCUU
Trifolium pratense (red clover) is the source of this 1652-nucleotide messenger RNA. Its product is annotated as GTPase ERA-like, chloroplastic. Bases 98 to 1366 code for a protein of 422 amino acids. The transcript is spliced from 10 exons. The record is from RefSeq and is a predicted model, not a curated record. NCBI's taxonomy places the organism in Eukaryota, Viridiplantae, Streptophyta, Magnoliopsida, Fabales, Fabaceae. Gene Ontology annotation, biological process: ribosomal small subunit assembly. Gene Ontology annotation, molecular function: ribosomal small subunit binding; rRNA binding; GTP binding.